AUGACGGAUUCUAAGGAAACCGAGAGAUUUAUCUUCAAUGCUCUGAGAUUAGGAUAUAGGCAUAUCGAUACUGCAUUUAUUUAUAACAACGAACGCAGCAUUGGUCGAGCUAUAAAAAUGUGGGAAAAAUUGGAUGCGAAUAAUUCUAGAAAAGAUCUUUUCGUUACGACCAAGUUACCACCUUAUGGUAACAGAUCUACAGAAGUUGAAAGAUAUUUAGAAGAAUCUUUACGUCGUCUCCAAUUGGAUUAUGUAGAUUUAUACUUGGUGCACCAUCCAUUUGCUCUACAAAGUUUUGGUUUCGAUAAUAUGAAAUCUCUCGAAUGGGAUCCUGGUGAUUUGAUUUCACAUGAAUCUUUAUGGAGGGCUAUGGAAAAACAAGUUGCCUAUAAAAAAGCCAGAUAUAUUGGGGUAUCCAAUUUCAAUAGGGCUCAAUUGGAAGUUAUAAUGAAUAAUUCAAACAUUAAACCUGCAGCUCUACAAGUUGAACUACAUCCUUAUAUGCAACAACAAAAUCUAAGAAUGUUCUGCAGAUGGUUCGGAAUAACUCUGAUUGCUUAUAGUCCAUUUGGCUCUUAUGGCAAUUUGGUGAGCCAAGAAUUUCCUUCGCCAUUAGAAGACCCUUCCGUUAAUAGAAUUGCCACUGAACUUGAUAAACCACCAGCUCAAGUCAUCUUAUCCUAUCUGCUAAAUCUAGGAGUGAACGUGAUUCCAAAACCAAGCAAUUAUUGCCAACUGGUGGAAAACUAUCAUGCUGGAAGUAUAGAGUUGUCUUUAUCACAGAUGAAAUCUUUAAGAAAAAUCGAUAAGGAUACUGAAGGCAGAAUUUUUGACUUCAAAUUCUGGAAAGGUGUCACAGAUCAUCCCAUGUAUCCAUUCCCGGACGUCAUUGCAAAAAUGGUAAAGGCCGAGGCGCAGAAAAAAGAAAAUUUCGAAGGAGCCAGAUUUAAUAAAUAUCAGGAGAGACAUGACAUUUAG
Ctenocephalides felis (cat flea) is the source of this 978-nucleotide messenger RNA. Its product is annotated as aldo-keto reductase family 1 member C4-like. The transcript is spliced from 6 exons. Lineage: Eukaryota; Metazoa; Arthropoda; Insecta; Siphonaptera; Pulicidae. Gene Ontology annotation, cellular component: cytosol. Gene Ontology annotation, molecular function: aldose reductase (NADPH) activity. Bases 1 to 978 code for a protein of 325 amino acids. The record is from RefSeq and is a predicted model, not a curated record.